This is a messenger RNA of Trichoplax adhaerens, 1668 nucleotides long. RefSeq lists its product as uncharacterized. The record is from RefSeq and is a predicted model, not a curated record. NCBI's taxonomy places the organism in Eukaryota, Metazoa, Placozoa, Uniplacotomia, Trichoplacea, Trichoplacidae. Gene Ontology annotation, molecular function: protein binding. Bases 1 to 1668 code for a protein of 555 amino acids. Gene Ontology annotation, cellular component: plasma membrane; cell-cell junction. The transcript has 15 exons.
AUGCCGAGCGUACAACAACAGCAAAGUAUUAAUAAGCUGUUAACUAUAUUGGAGAAAUUUCAAGCUAAAGCACCUGGAAGAACUGAUGAUAUAAAACAUCUAAAACAAUUCUUUUCAAGUCCCGAAUUUUUUGGAUUAGCUAAGAUCAAGCAAUCGUUAUUAAAAUAUGAUGAUAAGUGUCUAAGACCGGUUAACCAGAAUGCAAGCGAUAUAUUUCACAAGGUCAAUGAUCAACUGACUGCACAAUCUAGCCCAAUCAUAGACGAACUCUUCAAAAUCCUUAAUGAUCCGCACGUAGAGAAUAUGCUUUCUGCUCAUGAUAUGAUUGCAGCUAAAGAAUACUCUCCGGCGAGGGCACCGCCGGUCGUUGUAGAUAAUACUUCGCCUGGAAGUUCUAUGAAGAAUAUUGAAGUCGCGAAAGGAGAUGAACCGCUGGGUGCAACAAUUAAAGUCGAUGAGAAGAAUAGCUCCAUCAUUGUUGGUAGAGUGAUUAGAGGCAGUAUUGUGGACUCUUCUGGUUUAGUAAAAGUAGGAGAUGAAUUACACGAAAUUAAUGGUCGGUGUGUUGAUGGACUGACGCUAGAUGAGGUCGCUGACAUGGUCGGCAGUCUUCGUGGUAAUGUGAAAAUUAAAUUAUACCCAAGUAGUAACCCGAAUCCCGAAAAAGUCGAGAUACACUUAAAAGCCAACUUUUCAUAUGACUAUAGAGAUGAUAAAGAAAUGCCUUGUUCAGAUCUUAGAAUGAGCUUUCUUAAAGGCGAUAUUUUACGCAUCUUCAGCAAGGACGAUGAUUGGUGGCAGGCUAGCAAAAUCGGCCGCAAUAACAAUGCCAGCCCAGUAGGAUUAAUACCCGGAGAAGAUUUGCAAAAACGGCGCAAAGUUAAAGAAAUAACAAUAGCAGGAAAUGGUAAAGCAAAUAAAAAGAAUAAAAGGAAUAAAAAGAAAAAAGAUAAUGUUAGAGUUUUUGAAGCAAAUCAAGAUCCAGGCCAAAGCAUAGAUGAUAUCAUUACUUACGAAGAAGUUAAAUUGAUAGCUCCAAUAAGAGAUGUAUUAAGACCACUGGUUGUAGUAGGACCACCUAAAGUUGGACGUAAUGAAUUGAAACGUGUUCUGAUUGCCGUCGAUCCUGCGCUUUUCUGUACUGCAAUUCCACAUACUACAAGACCUAAAGAACCUUCAGAAGUUGACGGAAAAGACUAUUAUUUUGUGGAAAGGAGGGUUAUGGAAACGCAAGUUAGACGUAAUAAAUUUGUUGAAUAUGGUGAAUUUAAUGGCCAUUUAUAUGGAGUAAGCAUAGAUUCAAUAAAAAAGGAAGCUGCAUCUGGAAGAGUUUGCAUAGUUGACUUAAGAGGAGAGUCUUUAAAAGCUGCAAGGAUCCCUGAAAUUAAACCAUUUGUCGCCUACAUCAAGCCGCCCCCGAUUGAGAAACUUCGUGAUACUCGCGCUACUGAUAAAUCAAAAGUCGAUGCGAACACUCAAGUAUUCACGGAAGCAGACUUUAGGGAAAUGUUAGAAAUUGGUCAAGAAUAUGAAACACUGUAUGGCCAUAUGUUCGAUGUUGUCAUAGUAAACGAUAAAUUGCAAGAUGCCGUUAGCAUGCUACAAGAAGCAGUUAACAAUAUGAUAAAUAGGCCACAAUGGGUUCCAGCUAGCUGGGUUUCAUCUUAA